AUGUACCUACUGCUUCUGAUUCUUGUCCUUAUCAACAUCAUCUAUUCGGCUCCUCAACGGGGUUGUUUCGGCCGAGGUGGCUGGAAUAGACCAGGAAGAGGAUAUGGACCAGGUGGAGGCAACAUCUGGGGAGGAACAGGGCCUCAGCUACCAAAUCGAGGAAGUUGGAAAAGAGGACAAAGGCCGGGUAGAGGUGGCUAUUGGGGAAGACAGCGAGGACUAAUUUCACUAAAUGAGGGCAUGGGAGCUGGGCCAAGGCCAGGUGGAGGCGGCUUUUGGGUCGGACAAAGAGGACCAGGUCCUCAGUUACCAAAUCAAGGAGACAUGAGAGAUGGAUCAAGGCCAGGUAGAGGCGAUCCUUGGGGAGGACAAGGAGUACCAGAUCCUCAGCUACCAAAUCAAGGAGGCAUGGGGGGUGGACCAAGGCCAGAUGGAGGCGGCCCUUGGGAGGGACAAGGAGUACCAGGACCUCAGCUACCAAAUCAAGGAGGAUGGGGUGGACCAGGAGGAAGACCAAGAGGAAGACCAGGAAGAUGGUUUUAA
Molecule: messenger RNA, 543 nt
Organism: Necator americanus (New World hookworm)
Lineage: Eukaryota; Metazoa; Nematoda; Chromadorea; Rhabditida; Ancylostomatidae
Exons: 12
Coding region: 1-543 (180 amino acids)
Source: RefSeq, a predicted model, not a curated record